CCACGCACCAUCAGCUUCAGCGGCUGGUCGUCUCUUGCUUCAAUCGGUUUAGUCGUACUUAGAAAGUACACAAGGCAGAAUGAGCAAGCUGAACGACUCGCCGAAGCGAUCUCCGACCAGCGGCGACAUGCUCAACCGCGUGGCCAAGACGACGUUCGCCCGCGUUAACGCGCUAUUCAGCAAGACGCAGACGCCCUGCUACCUCCCGCCAAGCAUCGCGGGCAAUGUGCCUCACCUGACUCCAGGUGGGACAGGCAGGGGAACAACGGAUUGGGUUGUUAUACUAAUGUGCGGAACUUUGGGUGGAAAGAUAACUGCAGCAAAGUGGAGGACUUGACGGCUCAGGUGGUGGACUUCGCCGAUAUUUUGGGCUUAGUGAAGCUGGCGACAGACAAGAAGAAACCUUUUCGGGAGCUUCUGAACGUGACGGACUAUGAGCUCGUGCUUUCGGCUAGAGACUACAUCAGUGAAUCGAACCCGCCGAGCUCCAAGGGUACAGGCUUCAUGGUCGAAACGAGCAGUGGGCGACGUAUCGUUUCCAUCGAGGAGUUCAUGACUGCUACGAAGUUGCUGCAGCCAGAGCUCGUGGUGCCGCUCGCUGACGAGAUUCCAAGCGACAAGGGUCGAAACCGGCACCGUGCUGCUGUCCAGACGUCGCUAGACUGGCUGGACGCCUGUCAGUCACUAAAUACUUCGCUGACGCCCAUAUGCGGAGUGGUUGUAGGAGGAAAUGACCACACGUUGCGACGGAUGAGUGCCGGCGAGACGUGCAAGCGCGACAUCCAGGCGAUUCUGCUCAGUGGCCUGGGUUCUUGCACCGAUAGAGCGAAGCGCUUGGAGCUGAUAGACGCCAUCGUGAGUGAGAUCACUCCAGCGUCGCUUCCACGUGUCGUCACUGGGAUCGGGCAUCCUCUCGACGUACUGGACACCGUCAACCGUGGCAUCGACGUCUUCGUGUCGCCCUACCCGGCUUCAAUCACCAAGGCAGGGUCUGCACUGAUCUUUUGGAUCAGUGAUGAUGAAGACGGUGGCAGUGCCAGUGAACGCAAUGCAGAACGGGAGUGUUCGGGUGGAGUGCUGCACUUGCGUGAGAAGCGGUUUGCGACCGACUUCGGCCCACUGAUGGCGGGUUGCGACUGCUUUGCCUGUCAAAAGUAUACACGCGCGUACAUUCAUCACCUGCUGAACGUCCGGGAGAUGCUGGGCGACAUUUUGUUGUAUUUACACAAUCUGCAGCACUAUUAUCGCUUCUUCCGGGAGAUCCGAACAGCCAUCAACACUGAUCGCUUUCCCACCUACCAUGCCGAAUUCGCAACGAGGUUUGAGGAAAGAGCUUCAACUGCGGCGCCGCUCAUUAUCCCUCCGGCGAUAGAAGAACGGAAGCGUAAGGUGGACACCGAGAAAGCAGCGACGAAGGAGACCAAGGCGAAAGCUGCUGCCGCCAAGCAUGAAGCAGCGAUUCUGAAGCGUCCGCGGCCCUAGAUGAUGCAUAGAAGACCGAUAGAUUGCUUCAUAUACGAUUCAAUGUUAGCACGGCUGCUUCUGAUCUUCAGAAGAUCUUUUGAAAAGUCACUGGGGUCCAAGGAGUCGCGAUCUUGCCUUGCUUGUCAAUGACCCC
Molecule: messenger RNA, 1618 nt
Organism: Phytophthora nicotianae INRA-310
Lineage: Eukaryota; Oomycota; Peronosporomycetes; Peronosporales; Peronosporaceae
Exons: 3
Coding region: 505-1482 (325 amino acids)
Molecular function (GO): tRNA-guanosine(34) queuine transglycosylase activity
Source: RefSeq, a predicted model, not a curated record